Marasmius oreades (fairy-ring Marasmius) is the source of this 1107-nucleotide messenger RNA. RefSeq lists its product as uncharacterized. The coding region runs from base 1 to 1107 and encodes 368 amino acids. The transcript is spliced from 5 exons. Lineage: Eukaryota; Fungi; Basidiomycota; Agaricomycetes; Agaricales; Marasmiaceae. The record is from RefSeq and is a predicted model, not a curated record.
AUGUCUGAAACUCUCACCACUUCAUUUGAAUGUGAAAUAAACUGCACUGCUUCCCACCACAUUUCCAAACUCGUUGUCAACAAACAUGGCAAAAAAACAUCAAGCACUCGCACCGAGAAGAAGAGCAAACGAUUCGACUUUACUUUUGAUUCCGAAGAUGACAGAAACCAUACGAAAUUCUUGGAGGAACUUCUAGCAAGCCAAUUUUCUGAACGGGUCACAAUCUCUCGCAAAACUUUCUUCCCUUUCAAAGCUGUUGUGCCGCCUGAUACACAGAAGGAUGCAGUUGAUAUUGAUACUGAGAAGGAUUUCAAGAAAAUGCUCACAAGAAUCUUGGAACGCAAACCAACAAAGUUAAUCUCAGUCACUUUUGAUACAGCCAAAGUCGAGAAACUGAUGAAGAAAGCAAAGAAGCAGCUUGGAGAUACUCAGGGUGACGAGGGUGCAGUUGCGGUGGGAUCUGAUUCAGACGAUUCAGAUUUGGUUGAGAAUAAUUUACUUUCCGCCGAGGAACGUCGAUUUGCCGAAGUUCGUCAAGAGUUGAUCAAGCAAUGGGGCAAUGACAACGACAACUCUCUUUUGUACAUCUGCAAGAUAACUGGAGAAAAAGUGCCAAUAACCCCUUUCAGAGCCAAUGAAUGGAUAAGGGCAAUUGUUGAUAAGAAAACAACUGUAUUUGAACCACCAAGUACUGCGUCGUUUGAUCCUGCUACCCGCAUGCCUUCCCUUCCUCGUGGCCGCUCAAAUUCACAUGAUCUUUUUUCUGGUGUCAACACUCUCCUCGCAAACAUUGCCAAUCUUACCAACCCCAACCGUCCAAGUCCUACUACGCCUUCUGCUACUGCUCCUACUCUCCCGUCUGAGCCAACUUCACCCCCCAUCAACUCACCUUCCAAAUUACCACGGUUCCUUGACUAUGUUCGGGAAAAGCAUGGCGUUGACUGUCCUGCCGAUGUGGAAGCACUCAUGAAGUCAAAGAAGUACGGCCCUGACGUUUUGAAGGAUAUAGCUGACGACAAACUUGUGGCACUUGGACUGGCUGAAGGAGAUGUCAUCCGCAUGAAGCGAUUCGCUCCGGAGUGGUGGAACAGCCCCAAUGCCAAAUGA